UAUACGAUGACAUAUCACACAUGUCAGCAGAAACGACAUAGCGCUCAUCUACCAGCCAGACUGUAACAGACUAUGCCCAGACAGCCUCCAGCCAAGCGCGCGAGGCUCUCCACCAGGGCGAUUUCAUCUACCUCGGAACAGCCAGAAGUUGGCCCAUCUCGCUCUGUUAAUGAUGAAUCACCCACUAAGCUUGACAAGGGCAAAGGCAAAGCGGAAGCCACUACUACACAAACACAAGAAAAACAAGGCAAACAAUCAGAAGGAGAGAUGGAUGCAACUGAAGAGCUUGAAGCAUGGCAAGAUUUUGCUGCGGAUCAUUAUGAAACGGUUGAGCAAUUACCUUUGGAGCUGCAUAGGAAUUUUAGAUUGCUGAGGGAGUUGGACGACGGCACGUUAGCACAAAUGGAUACGCUGAAGAAACUUAUACGUACUUAUGUGUCCGGAAGAAUAGCUCUAGAACAACCAAGAUCAUUGUCAACUCCAUUAGAAGAAGCGGCGCUCAAGAAAAGUAAUAGGGAGGAGGAUAGUAUCGAUGCUGAGAGGGCAGAGGAAACACUGUCACAUCAUGACUCACCUCAAGAAGGAGAAGAAGGUGUUAAUCCAGCCUCUGAGAUUACAGCGGAGCCGGCGAACUCGGGUGAACCGUCUUUAAACCCAUCGUUAACAGAUGAGAAACAGAAAGAGCCAGGUGUACCUCUAGCAGACGGUGCAGGUGGUCUCAUCAUUCCAUGUUCACCAGAAUCUCAAACAAGAGUCCCAGCACGAGCAAAAUUCCCUUCCUUGCCAUCGUCACCAACGGCUCGACACAAUGGGGCCAUUGAGAAUGACGAUCCAAACAUCGAUUCUCUUGCCCGAGCUGCAGCCCAACAAAACCGUUCUUCGUCAAUCCCGCUGAGAGCAUCUCGACCGGCUGGUCCCCAUUCUCUGCUGCCGGAAAUUUCGCGCCUUGCCCGCGAAAUUGUACGGACUAGCGAUGAGAAAGUUGCUGUCGCCAUCGGCGCUUACAACGCUGUUGACAGGCAUAUCCGCGCUCUGGAUUCUGCGCUCACGGCCCAGGAAGCGUCCAUCCUCCUUGGUCUUCGCCCUUCAACACUCCCAUCAAAUGCCAUCGACGAGGCUCUCGAUCUAGAAGGUAGUACGGGCAAGGCGGGCACUGGGCAACUCGUAGAUGGGCGGAGUCGUGGGCAAGGAACUGGAGACGGUGUGGGCGAAGGGGACGAACGGGAGGUGACACUAGGAAUAGGUGGGGGCGGGUCGAGAAAGAAAGGAAAAAAGAGAAAAGGAAAGCCAAAACAAAGAGAAUAUCAGGACGGGAAUGAAGAAGGCAAGGUGGAAGAAAACUGGAAUAUCCCUCCAGACCCAAAUGAGCCGAGGUACUGCUAUUGCAACAGAGUGUCGUUUGGAGAGAUGAUUGGCUGUGAUAACGACGAGUGCCCAUUAGAAUGGUUUCAUCUUCAAUGUUUAGGCUUUGAGAAUCCGCCGACAGGCAAGUGGCUAUGUGAUCUAUGUAAACCAAAAACAAACGGUCAUGGUGCGGGGACUUCUGCGGGAGCGGCUAGAAGGAGCCGGGUCAGUGGGGGAAGGAAAAGGUAGCCUAUCCAUACCCCUUAUAAUGCAGAUGAAUUACUGUACCCAGC
Messenger RNA from Cryptococcus deneoformans JEC21, 1637 nucleotides. Its product is annotated as PHD-finger protein, putative. Gene Ontology annotation, biological process: regulation of DNA-templated transcription. NCBI's taxonomy places the organism in Eukaryota, Fungi, Basidiomycota, Tremellomycetes, Tremellales, Cryptococcaceae. The transcript has 5 exons. Gene Ontology annotation, cellular component: nucleus. Bases 73 to 1593 code for a protein of 506 amino acids. The record is from RefSeq and is a predicted model, not a curated record.